This is a messenger RNA of Electrophorus electricus (electric eel), 3053 nucleotides long. The record is from RefSeq and is a predicted model, not a curated record. Lineage: Eukaryota; Metazoa; Chordata; Actinopteri; Gymnotiformes; Gymnotidae.
UGAGCAAAGGGUCAGGCUGCCCUCUGCAGCAAGCGCUUGUAGCGAAACUGGAGCAGCGGCGGAGAAACGUUUAUCGAUCGCGUUGUCGGUAAACCACAAGAUACGAUGGAGUUUGGGACUAUGUGGUGCGUGCUCCUGUUCAGCUGUCUUCUUCGCGACUGCUCCACCCACAAUGACUUCUUCACAUCCAUAGGCCAGAUGAUGGACCUGCUGUUUACAGAGAAGGACUUGGUGAAGUCCCUGAAAGACUACAUCAAAGCGGAAGAGAGCAAACUGGAGCAGGUUAAACGGUGGGCUGAGAAGCUGGACGAGCUGACUGCCACGGCUACACAGGACCCCGAGGGCUUCCUGGGCCACCCCGUCAAUGCCUUCAAACUGAUGAAGAGGCUGAACACUGAAUGGAGCGAAGUGGAAGACCUUGUUUUGCGAGACAUGUCUGACGGCUUCAUCUCCAACCUGACCAUUCAGCGUCAGCAUUUCCCAAGUGAGGAAGAUCAGACAGGGGCGGCCAAAGCUCUGCUCAGGCUCCAGGACACCUACAAACUGGAUACACAAACCAUCUCCACCGGAGACCUUCCUGGGGUGUCCACAGAUUUGCCUUAUAAAAGUACUUUGAUGCCGGAGGACUGUUUUGAGCUGGGAAAGACCGCGUACUCUGAGAUGGACUACUACCACACGGAACUUUGGAUGGCACAGGCUCUCAGGCAGCUGGACGAGGGCCAGGUGUCCAGCUUGGAUGCAGUGACAGUCCUGGACUACCUCAGCUACUCAGUUUACCAGCAGGGUGGGCUGGAGAGAGCCCUGGAGUAUACCAAAAGGCUGCUAACACUGGACCCAGACCACAAGAGAGCUUCCGGUAACCUGAAGUACUUCGAAUACCAGCUGGCCAAGCAGAUGAAGGCGGCGAUAGAGCCGAAGAGACUGCAGGAGGUGGCGAAGGAGGGAGAAAAACGAGAGAGUGAAAGAACGACAGAAUACCUUCCGGAGAAGAGGAAGUAUGAGCAGCUAUGCCGGGGAGAAGGAAUCAAACUGACCCCACGCAGACAGAGCCGGUUUUUCUGCCGUUACUACGACAACAACAGGCACCCGUACUACAUCCUGGGCCCGGUGAAGCAGGAGGACGAGUGGGACCGACCACGCAUCAUCCGUUACCAUGACGUCAUCAGCGAGAGAGAGAUGGAGAAGAUAAAGGAACUGGCCAAGCCCAGGCUGCGCCGAGCCACCAUUUCCAACCCUGUCACUGGUGUGCUGGAGACUGCCCACUAUCGCAUCAGCAAGAGACGUGCCACCGUGCAUGACCCCCAAACGGGGAAACUCACCACAGCCCAGUACAGAGUCUCCAAGAGUGCCUGGUUAGCAGCCUAUGAGCACCCAGUGGUGGAUCGCAUCAAUCAGAGAAUCGAAGACAUCACAGGUCUCGACGUCAAAACAGCAGAGGAGUUACAGGUGGCUAAUUAUGGUGUAGGAGGCCAGUACGAACCACAUUUUGACUUUGGACGGAAAGAUGAGCCAGAUGCCUUUAAAGAGCUGGGCACAGGGAACCGCAUCGCAACCUGGCUGUUCUACAUGAGUGACAUAACAGCAGGGGGCGCCACUGUCUUCCCAGAAGUAGGCGCUUCAGUAAGGCCAAAAAAGGGCACCGCCGUGUUCUGGUAUAACCUGUUCCCCAGCGGGGAGGGUGACUACAGCACGAGGCAUGCAGCCUGCCCGGUGCUCGUAGGCAACAAGUGGGUGUCAAAUAAGUGGAUCCAUGAGAGGGGCCAGGAGUUCCGGAGGCCAUGUGGCCUGCGGGAGACGGAUUGAUGGCGCUACUUGCUCACUCCCCUCAUCUUCCUCGCCCAUUCCCUCUCUCGGACUCAGCGGGCGGAGCGCUUCAAGGUGCUCUUGGUACCCCAGUGGGUUCCCCUUAACAGCCAACAUGCAUCUCCCACAUUAUAUUUUUAUUCGAGGUGUGUGUGUGUGUGUGUGUGUGUGUGUGUGUGUGUGUGUGUGUGUGCGUGCGCGCACGUGGUUGCGCUUGUGAAUGCCGCUAGUGCCUUUCAUUGUAGCACCCAACAGCUGCGUCCGUCUGCAGAGGGGAAAGCAUGUCCCCUUCACCACACUCCAAUCCACCCAGCUCCCUAAUACUUCCACAGAACUCUCAGACCUUGGAAAGCAGGCCUGCACGCAAAAACACACAGAACCCGCUCACAUCAGCUGGCACUGAGUCUGGAGCAGUGCCUUGCCAGUUGUGUGUGUGUGUGUGUGUGUGUGUGUUUGUGCGUGAUGUAAUGACUAGGUCAUGAUAAACCUGCAGAAACGCUGACGCGACAGUCGAGGCUUAUGGGCCUACGUGGUGGGUCUCGCAAGGCUCUGUACCCACCACUCACGGCCUCAUUCUUGCACACACCCACCCACACACCCCUUUAGAAAGCCAGGACACUGAGAUCCAAUUUCAGCAUGAAGGCCAUUCACACAGUGACAAACAGUCCAACAGCGAUAUUUGAAGCCAAAGUACAUGAUGUGGUCCAUAUCUCUCGUCAGUAGAGGUGCAAAAGAAUAGGACGCAUAUGGAUCCCUCUCUCAGGGAAAUGGAGGUAGUGCAAAUGCUAACAUUGGGUUAAAUAAAGUAAGGACCUGACCCCUUUCCCAUAGCUAUACCACCUGACCUGUCAACAUGACCUCAUUCACACAGAGCUAUACUAAAUGACCCUUGCUAGUUCUCAUGCAUCAUUAGGUACACAAGUGGUCGUCAAAUUAUUCCGCUGUCAAUCAAAGUGCACUGCAAGGGUUUCACAGUAGGUUUGGAGAGAUAAUGUUGGCAAAAAGACGUCCUUUGAGGUUUUAAGAGUAACAAUUUUAAGACCUUUGGUUUUAACUCUGUAGUGUAGAUUCACCUAAAAUGUGUCUUACGUCCUCUUGGCCUUGUUGAAACCCCCAUUACCUGUUCUGUGGUGGUUUUUUUAAAUACAUUUUCCAACAUGCAGUACAUUGCUGUGUGCCAAGAUUUAUGAUCAUAUAUUUUGUAAAUGUGAACAUUAUUUUUUCUACAGAAAUAAAUCAGCUCAAACCUU